AAAACUCUACUAAACACAAAUGAUAGUAUUUGGCACAGGUGCAAAGGGUGGCAGGCAGAAGAGAAUCAGACCUCACUUCUUCAGUAGAAGAACUGCUUGUUUUGCUGUUGUGUUUGUGUUGUCUUCAGAUCUUGCAGGAUCCUGACAUUAGGGCCUGACAGAACAUAACCGAAUUAGAAGAUGUCCGAGGAAGAAGAUUCUUUCUUGAAUGUCAAAAGAUCUUUGAAAAAGGCAGCAGUGAAACAUAGCACUCCGGUGGAUUCAAUGUUCUCCCAAAGUAUGUUAUCUCUGGUGGAUAUGACGAAUCAAUCUAUCAGAGAACAAAACAUAAGUAAGAGAAUCUAUGGGUCUCCAAUGCCAAAAUCAUCCUUCCAGAAACAAGCAUCAUCCCAAGAACAACUAAUGCACCUUGACAAGCUCAUUUCUCAAGUCACUUUUCCAAGAAAGCUUUCCACAGUAUUGGACCCAGAGGAUUCAAGUGAAGAAAUGAGCCUCAGCUCUUGGGCUGCAGUUCCUAGAAGAAGACUUUCAACAGUGUUGGCUUCAGAGGAAUCCAGUGAAGAGCCAAGCUUCAAGAAAAUGGUUCCCCCUAUAAUAAGUGCAGCAGUUGAAGUCCCUGCUGAACCAUCUAAGAAGGCAGCCAAAGUAACUUCUAAAAGUGUAUUAGCAUGGCUGGUUACUGAAAUUCCUGGGAUAAAAAAUCCCACAGAAAGAAAAAGAAGAAAAAGGAAAUUUGAAAAAAAAAAUUUGGAAGCAAAACAGCGAGAAUGGGAAUUACGUCAACUUAAAAAUAUCGAAGAGGCGACUAGACAUGAGCUGACAAUUGAAGAAGUUUGAUGUAGUGAAUUCCCAAAUGACUAUUGCUGCAUGCUGUACAACUGGAAAAAGUGGUUCCAUUAAACUAUAGAUUCGGCUA
Messenger RNA from Mauremys reevesii (Reeves's turtle), 916 nucleotides. Its product is annotated as coiled-coil domain-containing protein 201-like. The coding region runs from base 181 to 837 and encodes 218 amino acids. The record is from RefSeq and is a predicted model, not a curated record. NCBI's taxonomy places the organism in Eukaryota, Metazoa, Chordata, Testudines, Geoemydidae. The transcript is spliced from 4 exons.